Rubroshorea leprosula is the source of this 6111-nucleotide messenger RNA. The record is from the annotation of a GenBank genome assembly. Lineage: Eukaryota; Viridiplantae; Streptophyta; Magnoliopsida; Malvales; Dipterocarpaceae.
GUUAAAUUAUUUAUCUGUUCUUGAUUUUAUUUUUAUAUUAUUUUUUAAACAUUUAAAUAAUUUUGCAAAAUCAACUACUUUAAGUUAAAUUAAUCAUUAUCUCUUUUUUUUUUUUUUUUUUUAAGAGUCUUAAUCCAGCAGCGAAAGUCCUCGUCUCCUUCUUCUCCGUUCUUUAAUUUCCCCUUCCAGUGUUAACACAAUCUCUUCCUUUCUCUUUCUUUUGAAAAAUGAGAUUCAAAUCCUCUCUCUCUCCAUUGUCUUUACUUUUCUUGGGUUUAGUUUAACCUCUAAGCUCUUCUGUCUCCUUGUUUUGCUUGCCAUUGCCACUCUCCUGCUCUUUGCAUUUCACCUACUCUCUGUUUCUCUUUACCCAAAAAGCCAAAAAAAAUGAAGCCUUUUCACAUCUAUUCUCUCAAACAAAUCAUUCUUCACUUCCUUCGUGUUUUCACCAUUUGAUUUGCUUCUCUCUACUUUGUUACCUUGUUUUUUGUUCAUAUUUAUUUCUAAAAACUCCAAAAAGCUAAAAAAAAAAAAAAAAUGAAAAAAAAAGAAAAAAAAAAGGAGAGAAAUCGAAGAUGGCCGGGGCCUUUUGCGUUCCUGUUGUUCAAAAUGCUCUUGGAACUGUUGCUGGGAACUGGAUCGAUCGGAGUUUGAAGCGAAUCUCAUAUCCAAUCAUUCUUGUCUUCAAGAUGAAGGCGAAUGUUGAGAAGCUGAGGAAGCAAGUUGAAAAGCUCGAGGAAGAAUUGGACCACGUGGAGCGCUGUACUCAAGAUGCUGAAAGAAGAGGGGAAGAGAUGGCACUGAAGCACAAGAAUUGGCGGGAUGCAGCCUGCAAGUUUAUUGAAGCGGCAAACACAAUAGAGAAUGGUGAAGAAAAAGCAAAGAAGAAGUGUUUCUUUGGGAUGUGUCUUAAUCCCUGGUCUCGUUACAAACUCAGCAAGAAGGCGGUAGAGGAUUCCCAGAAGAUUGCUGAGCAUGCGCAAAAAGUUCCUGGAUUCAACCUUCAACCUUUCUGCCCUCCUAUUCUACAACGGGUAGUGGCUGCACCUGUCAAAGGUUUCCAGGAGUUUGAGUCAAGAAUGGGUGUAUUGGAUGAGACCAUGAAGGCAUUACAGAGUCCAAACAUUAACAUAAUAGGACUGCAUGGGAUGCCAGGUGUAGGCAAGACGAUGCUGCUCAAAGAAGUUAAAAGAAAAGCCGAGGAAGAGAAGAAGUUUGAUGCAGUAGUUAUGGUUACUGUAGCAGAGAAGAAUCCAGACUGCAGAAAAAUUCAAGAUCACUUAGCAUAUGGCUUGGGUCUACAGCUUCCUUUCGGGAUUGGAGAUCGGAGUAUUGCCGAUACGCGUGUUGCCGAUCAGCUUAGAGCAAGAUUUUUAAAAAAGAAGGUUCUCGUGAUUUUGGAUGAUAUUUGGGACAAACUAGAUUUGGAGGCACUUGGUAUUCCCUUUGAAGACCAGCAGAAAAUGAAUGUUGAAACUGGCUCAUCAUCCACAGAAGAUCAACAAAUGAAAUGCAAGAUCUUAUUGUCUUCUAGAGAGCUUAAUGUCCUGAAAACUGAAAUGUGUACUCAAAAGGAGAUUGUAAUUAACCAAUUGGAAGAUCAAGAAGCGUGGCAAAUGUUCAAGAAGAUAGUUGGUGAUAGGGCUGAAAGUAACGACUUUCAGUCUACAGGCUUUGAGAUUGCCAGAAAAUGUACGGGGUUGCCCCUUGCUAUUGUACCACUUGCAGAAGCUUUGAAAAAUAAGAGUUUGCCUGAAUGGAGGAAUGCUUUACAAAGACUGAAUAAUCCCUCUCCAAGCAACUUCAACGGCAUACAUGCAAAAGUUUAUACUGCUAUCGAGGUGAGUUACAAUCACUUGGGAAGUAAGGAGCUCAAGCAAACUUUCUUACUUUCUAGUUUGAUGGAUCGCAAUGCUUCACUUCAAGACUUGUUGAAGUAUGGUGUAGGCUUAGGCUUAUUCUCACAAUCUAACACCAUAGGGGAAGCGCGGAAUGAAGUAAUAACAUUGGUAGGUGAUCUGAAAGCUUCUUCUUUGUUGAUUGAUGGUUCUGACAGAGGGCGUUUUGAUGUUCAUGAUGUUAUUCGUGAUGUAGCUGUAUCAAUAGCCUGCAGGGCUCACUAUGGAUUGUUCUUAACAGAUGAUGAUUUACUAAAGAAGUGUUCAGAUGAGAAUGGAUUGAAAGAUUUCAAAUGGAUAUUUCUAGAAUAUACUAAUAUGAAUGAGCUUCCAAAGGAGUUAGAAAGUCCUCAGCUUACUCUCUUUCAAUUGUCUAACAACUGUCCUCCUCUGGAAAUUCCAGCAAACUUCUUCAAGGGAAUGCAAAGACUCAGGGUAUUGGACUUGACUUGUAUGCAAAUGUCAUCCCUACCUUCAUCAAUUUGCCUCCUAACGAACCUCCACACAUUAUGCUUGGAUCAAGGCGUAUUAGGAGACAUAAGCAUUAUUGGAGAGCUGAAGAAUUUAGAAGUUCUAAGCCUUUUGAGGUCUGAUAUUAAAAUGCUACCAAGGGAAAUUGGACAAUUGACUCGGUUAAAGUUGUUAGAUUUGAGUGGCUGCAGUAAACUUAAAGUUAUCCUGCCGCGUGUCUUGGCGAGUCUGUCCAAAUUAGAAGAACUGUACCUGGGAAACAGCUUCAACAGAUGGGAGCAUGAUGAGCAUGAAAGUCAACGAAAUGCUAGCCUUGCUGAGUUGAAGCAUUUGAAGAAAUUGACUGCUUUGGAGAUACGUAUUCGUGAUGUUGAGAUGAUCCCAAAAGACUUGUCUUUUGAAAAGCUUGAAAGAUACGAGAUAUUCAUUGGAGAUGCUUGGAACAAAUGGGAUAGUUCUGCUGAAAUCUCAAGAAUAUUGAAGCUGCGGCUGAGGGCAUCGGUAAGUUUUGAUUCUUCGCUUAAACAGUUGUUGAAGAUGUCUGAAGAGCUACAUCUAGAGGAGUUGAAGGGUGUCAAAAACAUAAUAUAUGAGUUAGAUAGUGAAGGUUUUCAAGAAUUGAAGCAUCUUUAUAUUCAUAAUGCUCCAGAUAUUCAACAUAUCAUGAAGUCAGCGGCACUUCACAAUGCAUUUCCAAUCUUGGAAUUUGAGUUUCCAUACUUGGAGAAGUUGAAACUAUCAUCGAUGAAAAUUACAACCAUAUGGCAUACUUCAGCUACAUCUUACUGUACUCAAAACCUUACAGAACUUAUUGUUGAGGGUUAUGAUAAUUUAGAACACUUAUUCUUAUCCUCUAUGGCUAGAGGUCUGGUGAAGCUUAGACACCUCAAGAUAAAUCAAUGCAAGAAUAUGAGAGAGAUUAUUGUGACAGAGAAUGUGGAAGAAAUGGAGAUUUCUUUCCCCAAGUUGGACUUCUUGCACAUAGAAAACCUUCAAAACCUUGUUGGAAUCUACUCAGGAAAUUGCAUCAUGGCAUUCCCAUCCUUGAAGCAAUUGACCAUAUUAAACUGUCCAAAAUUGAAGGAGUUCAUGGUUAACUCUAUGAGUACAGAUAUAGCCACUGACAUAAAGCCUCUCUUCAAUGAACAGAUGAUGGAAGGGGUAAUAGUGGCAGAAGGAUUAGCAGAAGAAGAAAGGAGGAGCAAGAUGUUGUUCCCUAAUUUGCAAGCCCUGGUACUUGAAUGCCUUUCCAAACUCACAAGAUUCUGUCCUGAAAAUUGCAUUGAAUUCCCCAACCUUACACGACUUCAAAUAGGCAAAUGCCGUGUGUUGAAGACAUUCACCUCUAGUCCUGUUAUAGGAGACAUUGCUGUCAGUAAUGAGAAGGCAGAAAACACCUAUGCGCCACCUUUCUUCAAUGAAAAGGUAGCAUUCCCUCAAAUAGAGGACCUAGCGAUCUAUUGUAUGGAGAGUUUGAACAAAAUAUGGGCUGAUCAACUUGAUGGAGAUUCCUUUUGCAAACUAAAAGCCAUUGGUAUAGGUUGGUGUGAAAUGCUAGUGAGCAUUUUCCCAUUUAGUAUGCUGGAAAGACUUCAGAGACUAGACCAUCUGCGUAUUCGCGGGUGUGAUUCACUAGAAGAAAUAGUUGAAGCACCCAGUGCUAGCCAUUCACAAGCUCUGGUAGACACUCAGCCGACGUUGGUGGAAACUGACACCGAGUUCGUAUUUUCGAAAUUGACAAAACUGGAGCUUGACAGGCUACAGAAGCUCAAGGGUUUCUGCCAUCGAAUGCAUAUUAAAUGCCCAUCUCUGAAAUUAUUGGAAGUUUCUGUAUGCGAGCAAGUGCAGAUAUUUGCUUCGGAAUUUCCAAACUUCCAAAGAAUCAAUGGAGAUGAUCAACUUGAAAUUCAAAUUCAAUGUCCACUUUUCUCGGUCAGCAAGGCUACAUUCUCCAAUCUAGAGGAACUAAAGUUGAAGUGCAAUGCUAUUAGUAAGGAGGUGUGGCGUGGACAACAUUCAAGGGAGUUUUUACCCAAACUGAAAUCUAUAGAACUCAUCAACUAUUGCGAGCGAUCUGCAUUUCACCAAUCUUUCUUCCUUUCAUUACCUAGCCUUGAAAAGCUUGUUGUGAGUGAAACUUCCUUUCAUUGCUGGGAUGAAUUGUUCCAAUCCGAAGAGCUAGGUGGAGAGGAUAACCCUGCACUUGCACUUGCUCGAUUAAGUGAAUUGAGGUUAUCUAAACUUAACGAGCUAACAUAUCUCUGGGAGGAAGAAUCACAGCAUGAAUCAGUUUUCUAUAACCUCAGAGUUCUUGAAGUGCAGGAAUGUGGCAAACUAAAAAAUUUAAUGCCAUCCUUCAUAUAUUUCUGGAAUCUACAUACUCUGGAAUUAUCAAGAUGUCAUGGACUCAAAAAUUUGAUGAGAUACUCAACCGCUAAAGGUUUGGUACAACUCACAAAAAUGAGUGUAAACGAUUGUGCUAUGAUGGAAGAAAUUGUCGCAUGCAUGGAUGAUGAAGUUGGAUACUAUGGGUUGGAAAAUUUGAAGAUCUCUGAGUUUGAGCUUGUUGAUCAGGCAAUUAUUGAAAUUUGGAACAAGAAUCCUGGAGAAAUCCUACCUUUUAGAAAUCUUAAAUCUUUAGAACUUGAGGGUUUCAACCUGGAGUAUUUAAAGCUGUCUGGAAAUAUUAACAUUCAGCAAAUUUGGCACAAUCGGCUUCCAGAAAUGUCUUCUCUUGUUCGAAAUCUAAUACGUUGUAGUGUGGAGGGCUGUGGUAGUUUAAAAUAUCUAUUGACAUCCUCUAUGGUUAAAAGUUUAGUGAAUCUUCAAGGCCUCGUUGUUAAGAAUUGUAAGAUGAUGGAAGGGGUAAUAGUCCCAGAAGAAGGAUUUGCAGAAGAAGUCACGACCCAGAAGAUAUUUUUUCCUAAUCUGCUACUCCUGGUACUUGAAGACCAUCCCAAACUCAAAAGAUUCUGUUCAGGAAAUUACAUUGCAUUCCCCCGCAUAAAUAGAAUUAUAAUAGGUCAAUGUCCUCUGUUGAAGGCGUUCACCUCUAGCCCUGUUAUUGGAGACAUAGUAGUCAGUACAGAGAAAGCUGAAAACACCUCCACACCACUUCUAUUUGAUGCCAAGGUGGCCGUCCCUGUGCUAGAGAAACUAGUAAUCAAGCACAUGGAGAGCUUGGACAAGAUAUGGCACAACCAACUUGAUGCAGAAUCAUUUUGCAAAUUAAAAGACCUCCACGUAAUUUGCUGUAAAACACUAGAGAGCAUUUUCCCAUUUAGGAUGCUGGAAAGACUUCAGAGACUAGAAAAACUGUUUAUUAGUAGAUGUGAUUCACUAGAAGUGAUAUUUGAACCUCAAGGACAUAUUGCUAGCUAUUCACAAGCUCUGGUAGCCAGUCAGCCAACUUUGGUAGAAACUGAAACCAAGUUGGUACUUCCAAAAUUGACAGAACUGACGCUUCAAAGCCUACCCAAGCUCAAGGGUUUCUGCCAUCCAAUACACUUUAAAUGCCCAUCUCUGAAGAAAUUGGCGGUGGUUGAAGUCCGGCAGCUAGAGAUAUUUGCUUUAGAAUUUCCUAGCUUCCAAAGUACCACUAGUGAUCAUCAACUUGACACUCGGCAACAUCCUCUUUUUUGGAUCAACAAGGUACGAACUCAAAAUAUUUUACAAUAAUAAGGGGAAAUCCCUUGUGCAUGCGUGAGAUGCACUAUAUUUCUAGUAAAGCUUUUGGUCUGAA